Molecule: messenger RNA, 1257 nt
Organism: Wickerhamiella sorbophila
Lineage: Eukaryota; Fungi; Ascomycota; Dipodascomycetes; Dipodascales; Trichomonascaceae
Product: Actin-like protein ARP6
Exons: 1
Coding region: 1-1257 (418 amino acids)
Cellular component (GO): Swr1 complex
Molecular function (GO): nucleosome binding
Source: RefSeq, a predicted model, not a curated record
AUGGAGAACGUCCUUGUGCUCGAUAAUGGCGGGUACAACAUAAAGGUAGGGCUAGCCGGAGGUGAGUGCAUUUCUGUUUUCAAUGGGAUAGCUAGAUCGAGAGAUAGGCAGGUUUUUGUUGCAAACGAGAUGUGUAAGUGCCGUGACUUCACAUCGCUGCAGUUUCGGAGACCAGUUGAACGAGGCCACUUAGCAUCUUGGGAGCUACAGAAGACCAUCUGGGACUGGAUUUUUGACAAUGAGACUCUACUAAGAAGUUUUGAUGUUGCUAGUAGCGGACUUAUUUAUACCGAAGCGCCUUAUUCACUGCCGGCACUCUCGAUCCAUGCUGAUCAGAUAGUAUUUGAGGAAUAUAACUUCAAUCAUUACAGGCGAUGUACUGCCGCAAGUCUGGUCCCAUGGAAUAACACAGAUUCACUUUUUGGUCAGGAAACUUCCAGUACUCCGUCAGAUGCAUGCUUGGUGGUAGACGCUGGAUUCAACGCAACGAAUAUUGUGCCAGUCAUACGAGGCAACGCAAAAUACAGCUCCAUUAGGCGAGUAGAUGUAGCGGGAAAAGUGCUCACAAAUUACCUCAAGGAAACAAUAUCUUUUAAAUACUACAACAUGAUGGAUGAGACCUACCUGAUCAACACUAUAAAAGAGCAACUUUGCUACGUUUCCAGAGAUUUCAAUGACGACCUCAACAAAUGGAAAAUAAAUAAGCAUAGUGUGCAAAAAGGAUACCUGCUCCCCGACCAUAAGAAUUCGAACUUUGGUCGUGUUCUAGAUGACCCCUACGAAAUUCGUCGACUCCAAAAGGAAGGCGAGCACCAGCUGCUGGUUCUGGCAAAUGAAAGGUUUUCAAUACCCGAAGCACUCUUCGAUCCAAGGGAAGCUGAUUUCGACCAAGCUGGCGUUGCAGAAGCGGUUGCACAGAGUAUAUCGAGUACGUCUCCAAUAAUUCAGCCGCUUCUUUGGGGUAAUAUUAUUCUUGCGGGUGGUACAGCCAAACUAAUGGGCUUUUCUGAUCGCCUGGAGAGAGAUUUAAGGCUCCUAGCCCCACAAGGUGUAACUGUUCGAGUGGCCACUCCGCCCGAUCCCAUAAGCUACGCUUGGAACGGAGGGUCUGUGAUGGGGACCCAGGCCUCGAAAGCUCUUUGGUUUUUGAGUCGGGACGAGUACUUAGAAAGUGGAGAAUCUGCAUGUCUGCGUAAAUUUGGAAAGAACCCGGGGAUGACAGUUGAGAGCGUGACGACAAAUGCAGGGCAGGAUUAA